Messenger RNA from Hyaloscypha bicolor E, 1787 nucleotides. RefSeq lists its product as uncharacterized. NCBI's taxonomy places the organism in Eukaryota, Fungi, Ascomycota, Leotiomycetes, Helotiales, Hyaloscyphaceae. The transcript is spliced from 3 exons. Gene Ontology annotation, molecular function: DNA-binding transcription factor activity, RNA polymerase II-specific; DNA binding; zinc ion binding. The coding region runs from base 175 to 1617 and encodes 480 amino acids. The record is from RefSeq and is a predicted model, not a curated record. Gene Ontology annotation, biological process: DNA-templated transcription; regulation of DNA-templated transcription.
UUAAUCCGCUCUGAACCGAUCAACAAAACAACAGGAUCAUUUCUCGACGCAGUUAGAGCUACCAAUCCUUCAUAUACAUAAAAAUCCUCGCCUCGCGAUAGCUGUCUCCGCACAACCAGAUCCCAUGGCACCAAGCGCGAAGGGUACAAGCGCGAAGUCGCUUCUCCUUCGACCAUGGAGACUAGGGGGAAGGAGAAGCGAACCUGUGUUUCAAUGGCGUGCAUGCCAUGCCGAAAUCGCAGAUCCAAGUGCGAUGCAGUGAUGCCGACGUGCGGCUCUUGUCGAGUCCAUAACACAGAGGCGGCGUGCCAUUACAAUCCCGAUAAAGACCUCAGAACAAAGGGUGCAUUGAGGAAACUACUCGUAGACUACGGAAAGGAGAAGCGCACCAGCGACUUUAUCCUCCGAUCGAUCAGUCAAGGUUCCGAAGCCGAUGCUGCAGCAGUCGUGCAAUUGCUCCGCAACAACAAUAAACCGGAAAACUACUCUGACAUUCAGGAUCAAGUCGUUCGGAUGCUACACUCUGGUGGAAAUAUAGAAGUCGUUUCCGGACCAAUACCCAGCGGAGAAAGCGAGCCUAUGUCUGUUCUCACUCUUGACGCGUCACAGACCACGAGCAGUCAAAGUCGCCACUACGGCGCGACGUCGAACCUGGCUUUCCAGGGUGAUGAGCUUGGUCUCUCAACGAACGAACCUGCUGGUGAGGUCCCAAAUUGGACGACUGUCACCUCCGACACUGAAUUGAUUGAUCAUCUUCUGAAAGUUUAUUUUACCUGGUCGCACCCGUUUCACGUACUCUUCUCAGAGGAAUGCUUUCAUCACGGCAUGGGUGAAAAGCAGCGCAAGUAUAAGUACUGCACACCUCUUCUGAUGAAUGCUAUUCUCGCCGUUGGUUGUUGCUACUCAGAUAGACCAGAGGCCAGAAAGAAUCCAAACGAUGCAGACACCAUCGGUGACCAUUUCUUUGAGGAAGCACAGCGGCUCUUUGCUGAAGUCCCAGAUGAAGCCUCUCUCCCGAUUGUACAAGCACUUGGGCUGAUGUCUCUUCGCGAGACAAUGCACAAUCGGGUAUCAAGUGGUCGGAAAUACAUUUCUCUGAUGUCCAGCAUGGUAGCAGAACUCGGUCUCGAGCGCCCGCCAACUCCAGACAGAAGAAUUUCCGAUGCUGAAGUUGAAGUUCGCAAGAUCACAUUCUGGGGAAGCUUUGCUCUCGAAACAGCAUCCGCUAUGUGGCUGGGAAGAACGCCGUCACCUUUGAAGCCAACAGGACUUGGUCACCCCAAGCUGUCACCUGACCUCGAAAAUGUACUAUGGAAACCCUUUGGUACCCCCAACUACGACGGCGGCGAGACUGAGUUGGCCCAACCAAGCAGGAAAUACGGCGUUCUACUCCAGCUGUGUUUUCUCUCGGGGAUUGUUAAUGACUUUCUUAAUGAUUUCUACUCCUCACGGAGCGGCCUCACGUUUGAACAAUCGUGUUUGCAUCACGAAAAGCUGCAGAAAUGGCGUGUUGAUCUUCCUACAGCUCUACAAAUCAAAGAUGAUGGAAUUACGUUGCCUCAGAUUAUCACACUUCAGUGCGUCAAAUCUGCUCCGUUUGGCUUGAGUGUGUGCUGAUCCGAUUCCAGCUGUUACUAUCACAACUGCAUUAUCGUGCUACUCCGCCCUUUACUCAACGCUUUACCCCCCCAUGGUUUGAAAUCUGCACGCGGACUGUGCGGCGAAGCUGCCGGCGAGAUCUCUCAGCUGAUGGAUAUCUAUUCGCGAACCUACGGUCUGGACAAAUC